CUUUAUUGGUUGUAAUGAUAACAGACAUGGACAGUAACCAAUAAUCAGGAAGUAUUAUUUCUGACAGCCUCGCCCCUCCGUUUCCUCAUUCACCGAUUGGCUGCUGCUCUGUAACUUGUGUGGGUCCGGGGAAGAAGGCGAGAGAGGUUCGGGGAAGUUGAGUUGGGAAGCUCCGGGGAGCAACCAAGGCCUGGGCGGCGGUGGAUGGCGGAAGUAUGGACAGCGGAGGGACGGGGGGAGAGACCGGGCUUCUACACCAGAUCCUGAGACUCAGCCUGGUCCCUCGGGUUGGAAAUGCCUCUGUGUGCCCCACUUCUACCGCCCUGUGCGGCUUCCCGGAGAUGUGGUAUGGCGUAUUCCUGUGGGCACUGGUCUCUUCGCUCUUCUUUCAUAUACCGGCUGGACUGAUAGCUUUGUAUACUUUGAGACGCCACAAAUAUGGGAGGUUCAUGUCUGUGGGAAUCCUGCUGAUGGGAAUUGUGGGACCGAUAUCUGCAGGGAUAUUAACAAGUGCUGCCAUUGCUGGAGUGUACAAAGCUGCUGCCAAGGAAAUGAUUCCCUUUGAAGCAUUAGUCCUGGGUGUGGGUCAGACUUUCUGUGUGCUUGUUGUUUCCUUCUUGAGGAUUUUAGCGACUUUAUAGCUGGUUGCCCUUUGCAGAACAGUCAAAGAUGUAAAUUUUGGAUUGAAGCAUGGCGUUUGUCCAUGACUGCCCGGUAUUGGAGCCUUGAUCUGAACCAUCACUGUCAAUAGGACUGAUGGAAUUUAAGUCCGUAAGAUUGCCUACAUGUUCAAAGAACCGCUCACUGGCAUCCAGCUGUAGUUCUUCAGUGCCCGGGAUAAACCUGCUGCAUGCAGCUGGAAUAUAAUAAGGGUUUUACAUGCUUUUGUCACCAGCUGUUUUCUACGACGUUGGCAUAAAAAGUGACUUUAUCUCCGAAAAUACAGCAUUGCAACAAUUUUACAAUCGCUACCCUUUCUGGAAUUACAAUACAGUUUUCUAAUGAAUUUUUCUUAAAGGUUCUCUACGAUAGAAGAACAAAUAUGCACUCUACUCUGCACCUUCCCUUUUUUUUUUUUAUAUAUAUAUAUUAUAGGGUUGUUUUUAAUGAUGAUUAACGGCGCCCAAUGCAGAUCCUCUUUAGGCACUUUUUAAAUGAUUUUAAAAUUGUAUUCACUUCUUUUAGUGCUAAUGCUGCUAAACAGUUUUUGUAUAUGUUCUCCUCCUUUUUCGUGCAACCAUACUUGAAAUGCAUUUUUACUCAGAUCUUUUCAGAUUGUCGUGCUAAUAAUUUUAAAUCUGCACAUUUUUAAAAGGCAGUCAAGUUGAAGUAUGGCUAAAGCUUUUUUUGGUUAUACUUCUCCAAUGGAUCACAGGAUUGCGAAUCGUUCUGCACUCUUAUGAUCUGUUUUCAGCCGACAGCAGGCUGAAGUCGGCUGACAUUAGGGCCAGUCCAGGCUCUGAAAAGAUCUUGACUAUACAGUCGGUAUCCGCCCAGAAGUCUGGACAGGCCCCCGUCUGAGCCUCUGAGAUUCACCGAGAGCCUGAGCCAGCCCCUCCCACCCCCUCACUCCAGUGAGCACUGGAGGGGAGAGCAGAGAGCUGCUGACUGACAAGCACAGAUCUCUUCUCAGAGCAGAGGGGAGAACUGAGCAAUCAGUGGUAUUCGAUCGCACAGUUCUCAGUACAGAGCUGGCGGGGGACAGAUGCAGCAUCAGAUCGAUACUGUAUUCACCUCGGUGACUAUAAAUGUUUGUUUAUUUUUUUUGUAAACCCCAAACUUCUCUUUUAACAAUUCCAUUACUUGCCACAGGCUUCAUCAUCUAAUGUAACGUGGCACUCCUGUAUGGCUUGCGAGCCUAUGAAACGCAUAGCGAUAAUUGUGUGAUAUCUGUCCGCAUUGUCUUGGAAGCAGGUUGUGUCUGCAUCUGAAAGACUCAUUGAUUUUGGCAUCAAAAAGCUGUCUUAUACUAUUGACAAAUGGGUAUAUUUUAGCUGUAAAUACUAAAUACACCACUGUGCCCUUCAGGAGACUUUUGGGGAGAUCUAUUUUCUGAAAGCAUCUAGUUUGGCAGGAAGCAAGCCCAUCUCCACCCAAGAAGCCUCCUCUAGACUGUGUGCUAGGCACCUUUUGCGCGUUGGUAGUCCUGCUGCCUGAUGCUUUGUUUGUCCACUGCCACUUCUGCAAAGAGCCUGUGCAAAAUUAACUUUGACGGUUGAUUCUUAGGCAUUUUGGUACAAACAGCGCAGACAAAAAUCCCUAUAUUGUGGGCAGAUAUGGGUUUAUUCCCCUAAAGCUAGAAGAACUAGGAUCUUAAACCAGGUGUCUCCAGAGAACCAGGUGUCCUAACCAGAAGCUUUUAUUGUGGUGGUGUGUCAGAAAGGGUGGCGGGAAGGGGUAAGGUCAAAGCAAGUGACUAGAAAGAUGGCUGGUAAUGCUGCCACCCAUGCCUCAAAUUUCCUGCUCAAUUGGCUGAAUUUUAGGCUGCGGGUAGCCCUGUUGUCACCAUCUGGCUAAACAAAGUCGAAUGGUAAAUUAUCAGCCGAUCAGUGUCUGCAUCCUGACAGAUGCGGUCACCGUUCGGGUAUUCAAACAGCUGUGGCUGUCACGGCUGUCUGAAUACAAUUGCCAGCUAUAGGGAUUCCUCCUUCCAUGCAGGCCAAAUUAGAUCCAUGCAUGUCUGGCUAGCCUAAGUUUUUUUAUGUUGGGUUCUGGUGGUACAGUGGAUUAUAUGGGGAGUUUUUGUGAUGUUCAGGUACAAGGUAUUCCUAUCAAGGUUAAAGUGUAUGUAAAUUGCAAUAUACAGUUUUCUUAAGCAAAUAUUAUUUUUUUGUGAGGUUGUUGCAAAGUUUUCUACCUGGAGAUCCUGCAAGUAACGGCUAAAUGUUGAAGGCUGACAACUCUGUCUAUUGCAAUAAGCAACAGUGUUGCCGGCAUGCCAUGCAGACUUGGCUGGUGGCCUCUCAUCUGAUCUAAUAGGAAGCCUAACAGCCAACUAUGACCAGCAGACCAUGCUGCUGCUAAGUUUGAGGCAUUGUCGUAACAUCAACAGAAAAUAAAUAUUUGCAUAAGAAAACUACAGUAUAUACAGGGAGUCAUGAUGCAAAAUGCUGAAAA
Rana temporaria (common frog) is the source of this 3117-nucleotide messenger RNA. RefSeq names its product transmembrane protein 170A (gene TMEM170A). The record is from RefSeq and is a predicted model, not a curated record. Gene Ontology annotation, biological process: endoplasmic reticulum tubular network organization. Lineage: Eukaryota; Metazoa; Chordata; Amphibia; Anura; Ranidae. The transcript has 3 exons. The coding region runs from base 216 to 641 and encodes 141 amino acids. Gene Ontology annotation, cellular component: endoplasmic reticulum membrane.